This is a messenger RNA of Schistosoma mattheei, 1365 nucleotides long. NCBI's taxonomy places the organism in Eukaryota, Metazoa, Platyhelminthes, Trematoda, Strigeidida, Schistosomatidae. The record is from the annotation of a GenBank genome assembly.
AUGUCAAUCGAUGAUAAUAAUGGUGAACCAUAUCUCAUUCUAAGUGAUCCACGUAAUGGAGAUGCUGAAGUUGAACGUUUCCGUAUUGGUCGUAUACUCUAUCCUCGGUAUCGAAUAACUCCUCCAGAUGUGUGUCCAGUAAACAAUCUACUCACAUUCACUAUCAAAGCUGGUUCAAUGGAUGAUGGACGUCCAAGACGCAAUGAAAUACAUUUAUUUCAAGUUUUAACUUGUCCUGCUCAAACAAUUGUCAAUGUUUUACUGAGAGCUGGAGCUCUAGACAAUGAUUCAUAUGAUCAAGACAUAAAUGACUCCAUGCUAAUCUCCAGGGCUCCAUCUGAACCAAAUCUAAGGAUACCAUUACAAACAAGUUCAAGUGGAAUUCAGCUUCCACCAAUGAUUACCAAAGAGGAUAGUGUAUAUAGUGAAUCACAACUCAAUCGUGAGUGGAUUGACUUAGAGGUUGCACUGCUUAAUCACUGUUUUGAUGACAUUGAAUCAAAUUACAAAAUUCUGAAAAGCAGAACAACUCGACAGUUCUCUAAAUCAGAACCAUCUGUUGCUACAUCGAGUAAAUCAAAAAGUCGAGUUUCAAGUAUUAGUGUAAAUCAAAAUUCUACUUUGGUCAGUGAGUUAGAUGAACCUGUGAAAAAAUGUGCUGUUGAUUUCUUUGAAAAACUCAAAUUCGCAUGCAUUCUAUUGGCAAGACUUCAAGACUAUCUUAUAGAUCCGAAUUCUGCUCACUUGGCCAGACAACUAUUUGAAUUUUUAAAAUAUGGAGUUGAUGCUACACGAAACCCUAAAACAAAUAGAUCAAGCAUUGCUCAAUCAACUAUUUAUCCACUAUUACCAGAUUAUGUUGUGCUUUUUAUUCAAUCGAACUUGACAAAUGAAUAUGAAAGACUAUGGCGCAAUCUCGGAGAUGCAUGGAAUGUACCAAGGAAGGAUUCUUCUUACGAAGAUCGCGUUUAUAUACCCAACUUUGAGAACAGAUUCACGGUAAUCCCACAUGAAUACGAACCAUCAUUGUUUAACUACAACUCUCCAAAUGUGAUUGAUAGACAAGAGACAAGAUAUAUGCUCCCGCCAGGCAGUAAUUUUAAUGUGAAUCAAUCUUCUAGAACACCACGUGACAAAACCAAACUUGUUCAAGUUAUUGAGUCGUUUGAAGCAAGAUCUGAAAGAGAAUUAACAGUAGAAAAUGGUGAAUGGGUAAAAAUUUUAGAAAAGAAUGGAAAAUGGUAUAAAGUUCAGAAUAAGUUUGAUGAAGAAGAAACGAAGAAAAUUAAAUAUGAAUUCGUUGAAGACAUUCAAAGAACUCUAAAGAAAUUAUUUAGUUCUAAUCAAAAUACUUUCAUCUCUUGA